ACUCUGAAGAAUUGUAUGCAAAACUAGGCUGCUCUGACGUGGAAGUGUAAUUUUUUUUGUACAUUAAAGUGAAAGAAAAUUAAUUUUCUCACAAAUAUUGCAAGAUAUUUUAAAAGGAAAUUAUACAAGAAAUUUUCCUUUUGCGGAAAAUAUUAGUGUGCUGAGAAAAUACAGUGAAUAAAAGAGCCCGAAAUUCUGUGAAAAGAAAUUUUACGGGCCUGCAAGUGGUGUUUACGUGUUAAUAAUAAUCUUGUAAAAAAAAUAGUUACGGGACAAAAGUGCAAAAACCGAUUUUUCCAGUUUUGUGGCAGUAAAGAAAAACGGAUACGAAUUUUUGCGAAGAAAUUGUGAAUAAUUAAAAGUAAUUUUAUGAGAAUUUAAAGAGAAAAUUGUGAAAUUGAAAAAAGUAAUUAGUGAAAAUGAUGAAUCCCAAUGCUUACGGUCCACCGCCAACGAUGCAGCCUAUGCAACAGCAGCAGCAACAGCCACCACAAAUGAUGCCACCUAUGGGUGGCCAACAACAGCAGUAUGCGCCACCUGGUUGGCCUUCUCAGCAACCGGGCAUGCAAGUUCCUCCACCGGCCACUUCCAUGCCUGGUGGCAUGCCUGCACCAGCACAACAGGCAGCUCCCCCAACACAAGCUAAUAUCAUGAAUGGAAAUUAUCAGCAGCAGUUGACGCAAUCGAUGGGGGCUAUGACUGUCAACCCCAUGAAACAGCCACCACCACCCCAACAACAGCAACAACCAUUAGCCGGGGGACCACCACCCACUUUCAACAAUGCUAAUAUGGGUAUGCCACCUCAAAUGCCCGGAGCUGGCCAACCCUUAUCAAAUGGUCCAUCCUCUGCCCAAACAGGCGCAAAUAACAAUAACUUUAAUCCCUAUCCUAAUGGCACAUCAAGCAGGCCACCUACGGCUGGUACACCAGGACUCCCACCACCACCAUCCUCUGGACCCAAUCAACAACAAUCGCAACCACCUACAUCUAUGCCUGGUAAUAUGCCCCCUUCACAAAAUAUCCCUGGUGCGGCCAAUCAAAUGACGGUUAACAGUGCUAAUUUACCGGGUAUGCCACAUAUGCCGCCAGCUCCCCAAAAAUCAGGUCAAAGUACUCCCUUAAUGCCACCUAUGACUGGACAACAACCCCAGCAACAGCAACAACAGCAGCCAAUGCAAGGUUUUCCAGGUUCUCAAGCUCCUCCAUCUCAGUUUCCACCACAAUCACAACAAAUGCCUAGUAGGCCAGGACAAAGUAUGAUGCCACCUAUGAUGGGUGGUCAACAACCUCCAGCUCCUAUGCAGCAACCGGGUAUGCCUCCUAUGUCCGCACCCCAGCAACCAGGCAUGCCUCCUAUGUCUGCACCCCAGCAACCAGGCAUGCCUCCUAUGUCUGGCCAACAGCAACCCGGUAUGCCUCCCAUGUCUGGUCAACAGCAACCCGGUAUGCCUCCCAUGUCAGGGCAACAGCAACGUGGUAUGCCUCCAAUGCCCGGACAACAGCAACCGGGCAUGCCACCUAUGGCCGCUCAACAGCAUCCAGGCAUGCCACCUAUGGCCGGACAGCAGCAACCCGGUAUGCCUCCAAUGCAGCAGCCAGGUAUGCCACCCAUGCCCGGCUAUCCACCACAACCAGGUCAGCAACCUGCUAUGCCAGGUUAUCCACCCCAGCCCGGACAACCUCCCAUGGCCGGCGGUUAUCCAGGGCAAAUGAUGCGUCCUCAACCGGGGCAACCUAUGCAAGGAAGACCGGGAUACAAUCAACCUCCCGGUGGUAUGUACCAGCAACCCCAACAAUAUGAACAGCAACAAAAACGUUUAGAUCCCGAUCAAAUGCCCAAUCCCAUACAAGUUAUGAUUGAAAAUCAACGUAACGCUGGCGGUGCAUUUGUAACCAAUCAGCCUGGUCUGUUGCCACCUCUCGUGACCACCAAGUACAUGGUACAAGAUCAAGGCAAUUCAUCACCAAGAUUUUUAAGAUCUUCUUUGUAUUGUGUACCAGCCACAGCAGAUUUAUUAAAAACCACAGCUCUUCCUUUCUCCCUGAUUAUAUCACCUUAUGCGCGCAUAGCUGAGGGUGAAUACGAGCCACCAAUUGUUGAUUUUGGUGCUUUGGGACCCAUUCGCUGUAAUCGUUGCAAGGCCUAUAUGUCGCCUAAUAUGCAGUUUGUAGAUGCUGGCCGCAGAUUCCAAUGUUUAAUGUGCAAAGUGUCCACGGAAGUGCCCACUGAAUACUUCCAACAUUUGGAUCAUACUGGCCAGAGAGUUGAUAAAUAUGAACGUCCUGAAUUAGUUUUGGGCACUUAUGAGUUCUUGGCUACCAAGGAUUAUUGUCGUAACAAUUCUCCACCUGAAAUACCAGCAUUUAUUUUUGUUAUUGAUGUUUCUUACAACACUAUUAAAUCAGGCUUGGUGCACUUAUUGUGUUCCCAAAUUAAAGAUAUUUUAAAGAACUUACCAGUCGAUCAGGGCCAAGAUAAGUCAAAAAUGCGUGUAGGUUUCAUCACCUACAAUAGUACGGUUCACUUCUACAACAUUAAAAGCAGUUUGGCUCAACCACAAAUGAUGGUGGUGGGAGAUGUACAAGACAUGUUCAUGCCUCUACUUGAUGGCUUCCUGUGCAAUCCUGAAGAAUCGGAAAUUGUUAUUGAUGCUCUUAUGGAACAAAUACCCAAAAUGUUUGUCGACACCAAGGAAACCGAAACCAUACUCUAUCCAGCCAUACAAGCUGGUCUCGAAGCUCUCAAAGCUUCAAAUUGUUCGGGUAAACUUUUAGUUUUCAACUCAUCUCUACCCAUUGCAGAGGCUCCGGGUAAAUUGAAAAAUCGUGAUGAUCGCAAAUUGUUAGGCACUGAUAAGGAGAAAACGGUUUUGGUGCCACAAUGCCAAUCCUAUAAUACUUUGGGCCAAGAGUGUGUGCAAAAUGGUUGUUCGGUAGAUUUGUUCUUAUUUAACAAUUCUUAUAUUGAUAUUGCCACCAUUGGACAAGUGGCUAGACUGACGGGCGGUGAAGUUUAUAAGUACACUUACUUCCAGGCCGACAUUGAUGGCAAACGUUUGAUAGCCGAUAUUAUUAAAAAUGUUUCCCGACCCAUUGCUUUUGAUGCUGUUAUGCGUGUUCGUACUUCGGCUGGUGUUAGAGCCACCGAUUUCUAUGGCCACUUCUUUAUGACCAAUACGACAGAUGUUGAAUUGGCCAGUGUUGAUUGCGACAAAUCGAUUGCGAUUGAAAUCAAACAUGACGACAAGUUACCACCCGAGGAAAAUGUCUAUUUACAAAUUGCUCUACUCUUCACCUCUUGCAGCGGUCAACGUCGCUUGCGCAUAUUAAAUAUUGCCCUUAAGGCCACCACCACCAUUGCUGAAGUUUUCAAGAGUUGUGAUUUAGAUGCCAUAAUGUUGUUCUUUGCCAAACAAUCCUGCUUCAAACUUAUGGAACUAACACCCAAAGCCAUCAAAGACACACUCAUUCAUCGUUCGGCUCAAGUAUUGGCAUGUUAUCGUAAACAUUGUACCACUCCCUCGUCGGCCGGUCAACUCAUAUUGCCCGAAUGCCUUAAACUGUUGCCGCUCUAUAUAUCGUGUUUGUUGAAAAACGAUGCCAUCUCGGGUGGUUCCGAUAUGACACUUGACGAUCGUUCAUAUGUUAUACAAUUCAUUUUAUCGAUGGACUUGAAUGUGUUUGUUUCAUAUUUGUAUCCACGGUUUCUGCCCAUACACAAUGUGGAUCCCGACGAAACCGAUUUGCCCAUGUCUAUGCGUUGUACUCAUGAGAAAAUGUCAGAAGAUGGAGCCUAUAUAUUGGAGAAUGGUGUACACUUUUUCAUAUGGUUGGGACAAUCGUUGCCUCAGAGUUUCAUACAGCCGUUGUUUGGUGUACAAUGUACUCAACAGGUUAAUUCGGAGCGUUUUGCUAUUACGGGCGAUACACCUUUGGCUCAGAGGGUACGUGGUAUUAUUGAAAAGGUCAUGACAGAUCGCACUCGCUACAUGAGGGUCACUUGUGUUCGCCAAAAUGACAAAUUGGAAAGUGUAUUCCGGCAUUUCCUUAUCGAAGAUCGUGGCACAGAUGGCUCGGCCAGCUAUGUAGAUUUCUUGUGUCAUAUGCAUAAGGAGAUUAAGGAAUUAUUAAGUUAGCCCGUAGGUUAUAGACAAUAUAAUCAUCAUAAUAACAAUGGUAAAACUGUGGCUUCUGUAACCUGUCGCAGUUUUUCUCAAAAUCGUGCGCGUCUAUUGCGAGCGUCACGCUCUAGAAGAUGGUAAUAUCUAAAUGUAACAAACAAAUAUCUAAUAACAAUGAAGACCAACAUCCAAAACAAAACACCAUUUAAAUUAAAUUGAAAAUUACAAAAUAAUACAUACAAUGAAAUUGUUUAAACAAAAAAAGAAAAAGUUAAAAAAAUGCAUUAACAUUUUUCGUUAUAUUUCUUCUUUUUUUUGCAUUUUUUUAUAUAUAUAUUUAUGAUUUUAUUAUAACAAUUAUUAUUAAUAUUUCAUUAAUAUAUAGAUUGAAACUUAUAGUAUCUACAAAUUACAUUCGCUUUAUAUUAGAUUUUCUGUUGAUAUCCUAAUUCAGACGGUUUCUUGAUUAGUUUAGUUUUUCCUUGUGUUUUCUUCUGUUUUCCUCGUUUUUAUGGUUAUUUGUGUUUUAAAGUUUAAUGAAAUUAAAUUAAAAAAAAUAUAAUAUUGAUAAUGGUUUCCAAAUGUUUGUUUUCAUUGCAUAUCUCUACUUCCCCUCUUCAUUACAUUCUUUUAGUUAAAAACGAAAUUAGUUAAACAAAUAAAAUUGUACUCGUAUGGAAAUAUUGUUUUCGAAAUUGUUCUCCUUGUUAUCAUUUCCAACUGUCCUUAAACAAAAAUAAACUUUUUUUCAAGUUAUAGUUUUAUAAUUAUAAAGAAACGUUAAUAAAUAAAUAAUAUUCCAUAUUUCUUUUAUUUCGUAUAUAUAAUUUUUAUUAAUUCUUAAUAUUGCAUGUUUGAUCGCAACAACAAAAAUCGAUAUACUUUUUUACAAUUGAUUCCAAUACAUCAUUACGCAUACAAAUACAACAAUAAAGUAUCAAGAAAUCAAUUUUAAUUAAGAAAUUAUGUAAAAAAAAAAACAAUUUGCAAAUUAAAUAAAAAUAUUUAAAAAAAAAUAUAUUAAAA
Messenger RNA from Calliphora vicina (urban bluebottle blowfly), 5147 nucleotides. RefSeq names its product Secretory 24CD (gene Sec24CD). Gene Ontology annotation, molecular function: SNARE binding; zinc ion binding. Bases 420 to 4136 code for a protein of 1238 amino acids. Gene Ontology annotation, biological process: COPII-coated vesicle cargo loading; intracellular protein transport; endoplasmic reticulum to Golgi vesicle-mediated transport. The transcript is spliced from 11 exons. Gene Ontology annotation, cellular component: COPII vesicle coat; endoplasmic reticulum exit site. The record is from RefSeq and is a predicted model, not a curated record. NCBI's taxonomy places the organism in Eukaryota, Metazoa, Arthropoda, Insecta, Diptera, Calliphoridae.